AUGUUUCGCUUCUUGGGCCUCCUAGCUGUGCUUGCGACAGUCAACGCCUGCAAGCCCUGCACAUGCGGGGUAGCACGUGGUGCAAGAGUGGUCGGAGGAGGAGCGGUCACACCAGGAGAGCUUCCCUGGCUGGCAGCGCUAAAGCGGGAUGGCAAGCUUAUCUGUGGUGCCACUGUCAUCGCCCGCGACCACCUCAUCACCGCUACGCAUUGUGUUUACGAAGUGGAAGCAUCUCGCCUGACUGUGCUGGUGGGAGAAUUCGACGUAAACAAAUCCAGAUCAGAAGGAUUCCCAGUGUCCCACGUGUUCCAACACCCUGACUUCAACCGCUAUACGUAUGACAACGACAUCGCUGUUCUGAGACUAGCUGAGCCUUUGCCAGAUAAUCUAUUUCGACCAGCGUGCUUACCAGACGAUGACGAUAAACUAGCAGGUGCUGAUGCUAUUGUCUCUGGAUGGGGGAGUACCAUUGAAAAGGGUCCUCCUUCUAAUAUCCCGAUGAAAGCGGAAGUACAAAUUUGGUCACAUGAAGAAUGCACCGGAGCGGGCUACGGGCGCAGGAAGGUGACGCCGCGGAUGAUCUGUGCCAACGCCCCGGAGCGAGACUCCUGCACGGGUGACUCUGGAGGCCCACUACUCAUGGCCCAGCCUCAUUUCACUCUUGUUGGAAUCGUGUCCUGGGGACGAGGGUGCGCGAGACAAGGCUACCCUGGAGUGUACGCACGAGUUGACCGCUUUAUGCCAUGGCUCAAAGUGGCACUACGCCACGCCUGUACCUGCCUGCCGCCUUCAUCGUUUUUACAGUAACUGCAUAAGAGGCUAUGUGAAUAACCACGAGGCUACAAUUGUUUUAAGCAGCUUGAAACC
This is a messenger RNA of Pararge aegeria (speckled wood butterfly), 867 nucleotides long. Its product is annotated as transmembrane protease serine 9-like. The transcript has 6 exons. Bases 1 to 807 code for a protein of 268 amino acids. Lineage: Eukaryota; Metazoa; Arthropoda; Insecta; Lepidoptera; Nymphalidae. Gene Ontology annotation, biological process: proteolysis. The record is from RefSeq and is a predicted model, not a curated record. Gene Ontology annotation, molecular function: serine-type endopeptidase activity.